Molecule: messenger RNA, 1567 nt
Organism: Girardinichthys multiradiatus
Lineage: Eukaryota; Metazoa; Chordata; Actinopteri; Cyprinodontiformes; Goodeidae
Product: trans-1,2-dihydrobenzene-1,2-diol dehydrogenase-like
Exons: 7
Coding region: 42-1046 (334 amino acids)
Molecular function (GO): nucleotide binding
Source: RefSeq, a predicted model, not a curated record
CCCACUUCCUAGAAAGACGCUUCCUUGUUACUUUGAGAAACAUGGCAACCAGGUGGGGAGUCUGCAGCGCGGGGAAGAUCAGUCAUGACUUUACGGUGGCCCUGAAGACUCUUCCUGUUCAAGACCAUCAGGUUGUGGCUGUUGCAGCUCGUAUGUUGGAGAAUGCUCAGGAGUUUGCCAGAAAACACAGCAUCUCCAGGGCUUAUGGCAGCUACGAGGAGCUGGCCAGAGAUCCAGAAAUAGAUGUGGUGUACAUUGGGAACAUCCACCCUCACCAUCUAAGUGCCUGUCUGCUCUUUAUGAAUGCCAAGAAAAAUGUUCUGUGUGAGAAGCCACUGGCCAUGAACACCAAAGAAGUGAAAGAGAUCCUGGACUCUGCAAAAACGAAUCAAGUCUUCCUCAUGGAGGCUGUGUGGACCCGCUUCUUCCCAGCUUCUAUGGAGGUCAGAAGGCUGCUGGCGCACGGGGAGAUUGGGGAGGUGAAGAUGAUCCGGUCAGAGUUUGGCAUUCCUCUGUUGCACAGACCUAGAUUAGUAGAGAAGGAGUUGGGUGGAGGAGCCUUGUUGAGUCUUGGGAUGUACUGCCUGCAGCUCGUGUGUAUGGUUUACAAUGGAGAGAGGCCAGAAAGCAUCCAAGCUACCGGAGUCUGCCUGGAGACAGGGGUGGAUGAGACUGUGAUUGUCACUCUGAAGUUCUCAGACAAGCGAAUGGCAGUGUUUACCUACUCUUCGAGUAUGCAGCUUCCCAAUGAUGCCAUUAUUUUUGGAACCAAGGGCACAAUUCAGAUUCCUGCCUGGAUGUGGUGCCCUACAUCAUUAGUUGUGAAUGGGAAGGAGACCCAGUACCCCUUGCCAGAACCCUGUUUGCCUCUGAACUUCAACAAUGGCACCGGGAUGCGUUAUGAAGCAGAAGAGGUCCGACAGUGUUUGAUCAAAGGGCUGAAGGAGAGUCCAGUCAUGUCUCACUCUGACUCUCUUCUGCUGGUUGAACUGGAGGAUGAGAUCCGUAGGCAGAUAGGGGUGGUGUUCAGCCAGGACUGCCAGUAAAUGUUUUACACAUAGUAUUCAUAUUGUGACAAAAGAAUAAUUUAUAACUGAAAAUGACUUGAUUACUGUGAUCCAGCUGGAGUUUGGAUUCAUCACUACAGCACUGUACCUCAUUUUUUGCUGACCUCAGAAGGUCUGUGUUAAGAGACAACUCACUUUAAGCUGCAUGCUAAAUCAACUUCAUAUUGGUUUAAUUUUUUUUUUUUUUUUACUUUGAUUACUACAUGUACAAGAAUCAUUACCAUCUGUAAAGGCAGUGAGGUGUAAAGGCAACACCUCAAUGAAAGCUCUAUCACUGAAAACUGAAGCAUUUUUGAAAUCAUGCCCAAAAUAAAACUUCUAAGUUUCUAAAGAUGUCAAUCUAAGAUGUUUAAUUUCAAUUAGACGAGCGAUUAAGAUUCUCACUGCAUAACCUUAUGAGAAAAUGUCAUGUUUACAAAUAUUUAAAACAAAAUGUACAACAUAAUCUAAAUACUUAAAUGAAAUACUUGUACUGCUGCUUAAUAAAUAUAAUGCAUAUA